Symbiodinium sp. CCMP2592 is the source of this 4461-nucleotide messenger RNA. The record is from the annotation of a GenBank genome assembly. NCBI's taxonomy places the organism in Eukaryota, Dinophyceae, Suessiales, Symbiodiniaceae.
AUGUCGGGCUACGUCACCAAGGAGAUUCUCCAGAUGAUGGAGGAGCUCUCCCUCGAGCCGGUGGAGACGGACAUCGCGACGCUGGACAAGCAGUCCGACGGCAGUCACGACGAUGCCGACGCGCCCAUUCCGGGCAAUACACCAAUGACCGAGGGGAAAUACAAGACCCGCAAGACGACGUACGCCAGCAUCUACAUCAACGACAAGGACUACGUGAACUGGGUGAGGACGCACAUUGGCAACAAGAGCUCCAAGGUGAUGCGCCAGUUCAAGGUCUAUGUGGCUUUCCGCGACGAGGGCAAGGCCGCUCGGAUUCAGGAGACAGCCCGUCAACAGAUGGGCAAGAAGGAGAAGCCGAUGCGAGCGGGCAGCCCGAAGAGGGCACGGGAGCACCGCAGCCGGGGCUCCAUGGAGCUGGACAACCUCGACGAGGACAGCAUGGAACCAUGGGUGGCGGUGGAUCCAGAGGUGACGGAGAAUGCCUUGCACGGCUGGAAGUGGUUCACGGUCAAUGUUCUGGCCAGCGACAAAAACCAGAUCAAGAGGAUGGCAAGCUGCAUCAAGGAGCCGCUCGGAGGUGAUAUUCCGACCGAUGCGGAGCCAUCGGCUGAUGAUGGGAGCAAGGACGGGCAGAGCCAAGUUCUGAACCUAUGGUGCAACUUGAAGCAAGCAGCCAGUCAUGUGAGCAUGCUGUUCAAGAAGAAGCAAGUGGAGCAGUGCAUAGAGCAUGUCAUUCAGUGCUGUGAGCGUGUGUGCAAGUCCAGUGGCAUGUUCUUGUUGCAAGUUCCGGAUCCACAAACGGGGAACAUGUUUCAGCAAAGCCGCAAGUACAUCACCAACGUGCGUGACACACAAGUCCUGGAACAAGCGUGUCGGGGGGACCACCAACAUGAGAACCGGGAAGGUGAAACUCGCAUCGGGGAAGCCAAGGUGAGGAGAAAGGUGUGCGCCGGGGUGGAAACCGAACCGUUUGUGCGAGCUGUGUUGCGUGUGUGCAAGAAGGAGAGAAACAGAAGAGGAGUGGAAGUGCUUGCGUCGGAGAAACUCAACAAUCCUAGGAGCGACAAAGAACUCAUGGAAACCAUUCGGAGGUGUCAUGUCAACCUGGGCCACCCCUCUCGAGAGAGAUUCCUUUACAUGCUUCGCACCGCCAAGGCCAAGGAUCAGGCGAUAGAAUGUGCUAAGCGUUUGAAGUGUGCGACGUGCGAGGCUAGGAAAGAGAUGCCAUCUCAUCAGGUGAGUAAGCAUCGGAGGGCCGAGGGAUUCAAUCAGCAGGUUUGUGUUGAUGUGUUUGAGGUGCCGAUCUACCAACAAAAGAAGUUGAAGUGUCUUAGCAUCGUGUGUGAAGGAACUUCCAUGCACAUUUGUGCUCCCUUGUGGAAGGGGGCCACUGCUGAGAACAUUGCCAAGGCCUACCGGAAAAGCUGGACUCGGUGGGCGGGGGUUCCGAUUAAGCUGUUUUCUGAUGGGGGGUCAGAGUUUGAUAAAGAAUUUCAGAACGCCCUGGACGUGCAAGGCACGUGCACGGAGAAAGCAGCAGCGGAGGCUCCAUGGCAGAACGGUUUGUGCGAGAGAAAUAACCAAUCUUGGAAGUUGAUUUUCUCGAAAGCCUUCGAGGAAUGUGUGCCAACCAGCAAACAGGAAGUGAACCAGUUGAUUGAUCAAGUGAACAAUUCCAAGAACAACAUGAUGAAGAGACACGGGUAUGCUCCUUGUCAACAUGUGUUUGGAUGCAGCCCUCGUUUUCCUGACUCGAUUCUGAACGAAGAUGCGUGUGUUGUGUCAAAUUCAGCAUACUUACAUGGUGACCAUGAUGUGGUCAGAGCUCAAGCAAUUCGACUGGCGGCAAGAAGGGCGCUAGUGGAAGCCGAUAACGAGGAUAAAGUGCGGAGGGCCAUUGAACACCGCACUCGGAAAGAGCGCGGUCCCUUUUCUGUUGGUGACCUAGUGUACUACUAUCGGAAGCUUGUCGGCAACAAGGGUGUGUGGAAAGGGCCCGGAAGGAUCAUUGGCAUGCUCGAGAACCGCUCAAGGAUAUGGGUGUGUCAUGGCAAGAAAGUGCUGCGAUGCUGCCCUGAGCAGCUGAGAGGUCUGAGCGAAGACCAGGAGGCAGCAUUCCGACUGGUUCCGGUUGAGAUGUUGCGACGACGACAGGAGCACGCGAGUCCGGGUGCCCAGACCUUCGCGGAUAUCUCCGGCGAAGGACCACCUCCUGAUGAGGAGAUGGAUGUACGAACUGAGCCUGAGAACAAGAGACCACGAGUGCAGUUUUCGGACAGCAGUCGUGAUGAUCCGUUGUUUCCCGAGCUCUUUCCUGGAGAGCAGCAAGAAGAUGGUGCCGAGAGCACUGUUCCGGGAGCUGGUUCGGUACGCACGGCCUCUCAGCCUCCAUCGAGAAGGCCAUCCACGCAGGUUGGAUCGAGGAGACCCUCGACUUCUGAGGGAUAUGGGCCAGCACCUCGUGAGACCAGAGGAAGUGAGCUUCGACGAGACCUGAUGUCAACGGCGAGACCGGGAACAAGAGCAGCAGGACUAAGCCAGCAGCAGAUUGAUGAUGUCGUGAACCAAGACAUGACCUUGGAACAAAUUCAACAGCUGGCUGCAGCAGGACAGGUGCCAGUUCCUGGAGAUGACGAAGGUCUUCAAGUCGAACGAGUGCAGCUUGAGAAGGAUGUUUUUGAAGCGUCGCUCCUUCAGGUCUUGGAGGAACAUGCUAAGGACAUCGAGGUGAACCUUUCCGAGAUUCGGGAGAGUGACGCCUUCAUCGCACAACAUUUGAGGAGUGCAGAAAUUCGGGAACGUGACCUUGAUCCAGCAGAGCGAGAAGAGCUACUUGGUGCUAAAUCGAAGGAGUGGCAAAAGCUGCUUAGCACUGGAGCGAUCAAGGUGAUCAGUGGACCAGAAGCUGAGAUUCUUCGCCGUCAGAUAGAUCCAUCACGUAUUCUGAAGUCCAGGUUUGUGAAAACAAGGCGGCCUCAUCCCAAGCUGCCGGGAAAGAAAGAGUUGAAAUGCCGAUGGUGUGUCAAGGGCUAUCUGGAUCCGGAUGCGGAGUCCCUGCUUCGGCAGGCACCUACAUUGUCAGGUGAUGGCCUGGCUAUGGUGCUGCAGAUGAUAGCAUCUAGAGGCUGGGAUCUGGAGAUUGCCGAUGUCGAGGGUGCGUUUCUACAGGGCAAGCCCUUGGAGAGGAGCGCCGGCCCCAUCUAUGUGGAGAUGCCGAACGAAGAGGUACCAGGAGCAGCGCCAGGCUCCCUGGUACAGCUCAUCAAGUGCGUCUAUGGAUUGAUGGACGCGCCUCGGCAGUGGUAUGACAGCUUUAUGGGCACCAUGGAAGGAUUAGGAAUGCGCAGGUCCAAAUUGGACCCAUGUGUUCUUCUGUGGUUCGACGGAGACGAACUUGGAGGAAUCUGUGCCGUGCAUGUAGAUGACAUGGUCAUUGCAGGGAACCAGAAGUUUCACGACACGGUGCUGAACAAGCUUCGUGAAGCCUAUCCGUUCAAGCGCUGGAGAAUCGGAAAAGGCGACUUCCUUGGCAGAUACCUGGAGCAGGAUGAGAACAAGACCAUCACGUGCAGCCAAAAGGAAUAUGCCGACAAGGUGGAGAUCAUCAACAUCAACAGAGAUCGACGCAAGCAAAAGGAUCAACCACUCACUGCAUCCGAGCUUAGACAGCUUCGUGGAGUUGUUGGAGCAGCGUCGUGGCUAGUUGGAAGUACACGGUCCGACAUUGCUGCUCAGACAGCAAUCCUUCAGCAGAAGCUGGGAGCUCCCACCGUGCAGGAGAUGAUUGACGCAAACAAGCUUGUGGCGCGGAUCAAGGACCUGUCCAAGGUGAAGAUCAAGUACCGGCCAAUACCUGUGGAUCAAGUGAUGUUCCUAGCGGUGUCUGACGCCAGCUGGAGCAACACGGAUGAUCUUAAGACGCAGGCUGGAUACAUGACGAUGGCCGUGGACCGUGAAAUUCGAAAUGAGGUGUGGGCCAAGAUGUCUCCUCUGCGAUGGAAAAGCUACAAGCUGGAACGGAGGACACAGUCCACACUAGGCGCAGAACUCAUGGCCAUAGCCAGAGCUGUGGCAGAAGCGAACUGGAUGCGAUCAUUGUGGGCCGAAGCGAGUCACCGGGAGUACAACCUGCGUGAGGACCUCAAGUUUCGCAAUCUGACUCCCAUGAUGGUGGCCACAGACAACAAGCCCAUCUAUGAUCACUCACAGGGGGACGGCAUCGUCGUCAAAGACAAGAGGGUGGCCAUUGACAUGUUGCUGCUCAAGAGCGACUUGAGCGAUAGCAACGUGGUGUUAAGAUGGCUUGACACGAAGCAGAUGGUAGUCGACGGCAUGACGAAGAGCAAUGCGUCUAUCGAUUACCUGCUUUACGUGCUCAGACAGGGAGAGUUCAUUGUGGUCAGGGAAUCUAAGUCUUUAGAGUGGAAAGCUCAACAACGGCGUCGUAAGAUGGGUGACUGA